AAUCCCCCACCCAAAAAAAUGUCCAAUCCCAAAGAUGAGGGGAAGAAGGAAUUCUCAUUUAUCCCUUCCUCCAUCUCCCACCACAUAAAAGCAAAAGCCGAUAACCCUCUCUGCAUCAUCUUCUUUCUUUCACACCAGUCUUUCACUUCAACAAGUAACAAGAAAUGAUUUCACUCAAACCCUCCACUCACCACAACGGAUUUAAUACCUCAUUCCCUUACAACUCUUCGAAAUUUCAACAAAACCCCACUCCAAUCAUUAGAAUAAUUAAGCCCAAUUUCGCACAUACCAAAACAACUUUCAGAACCCACGCCGAGCAGACCGGAUCGGGCAAAGGCGCUCAAAAACGGACUUUCUUGACCAUCGAAGAAGCCGGCCUCGUAGAAGUAUCCGGCCUCAGCACCCACGAAAGAUUCCUCUGCCGUUUAACCAUAUCUUCUCUGAAUUUACUGAGAGUGAUAGCGGAGGAAGAGAAAUGCUCGAUUGAAGAGUUGAAUGCGGGAAGAUUAUGCGAUUGGUUUCUCAAGGAUAAGUUGAAAAGAGAGCAGAAUUUGGAUUCUGCUGUUCUUCAAUGGGAUGAUUCUGAUCCUCUUUUCUGAUAUUUUAUCUUCUACCAAUUACACUCCCUCCUAUUCCCACUUUGAUCUCAUAUUCAUAUUUCCUCCGCAUUCUGUUAAACCACAAUUAAUUUCGCAUUAUAUUCGAUAAUUUAAUUAACUUUUCUUUUUCA
Cucumis melo (muskmelon) is the source of this 730-nucleotide messenger RNA. RefSeq lists its product as uncharacterized. Bases 165 to 599 code for a protein of 144 amino acids. The record is from RefSeq and is a predicted model, not a curated record. The transcript is spliced from 2 exons. NCBI's taxonomy places the organism in Eukaryota, Viridiplantae, Streptophyta, Magnoliopsida, Cucurbitales, Cucurbitaceae.